AUGUCUUUGCCUGUUCAGACCACAGCUUGCUGUACACGCCCUCCUAUCGUCCUGCGUGGAGGAUAUACCUACGAAGAAAAAGGAAAAUAUGUCGACUUCGGCGGCAUGAAAACAUACGUUACCGGUAAUCCUAACGCCUCUCGUGGGAUCUUCCUCUGCUAUGAUGUUUUCGGGAUAUUUGUUCAGGCAAUUAAGGGCGCUGACAUUCUUGCGUCAGACUAUCCUGAUAUGCCUGACGGUGUUGGUGAUUUCAAGGUUUUCAUGCCAGACUUUUGGGGGGACCACCCUCAAGACCUUGGGAACUUCCCGGCAAAGACCCCAAAGCAAAAAAAAGCAGUCGUUGAUUUCCUCAAUGGACCAGCGGAUCCUAAAAAAAUCCUACCUAUGAUUUCACCUCUGCUUGAGAGCUUCCAAGCAGAAAACUCCCAUAUUCAGAGUUGGUCAGUCGUUGGGUUCUGCUGGGGUGUCAAGAUUGCUUCGUUGGUGACUACCAAAGGAACGAGGUUUAAGGCUGCUGCUGGUGCACAUCCCACGUCGAUUGUGGUUGAAGAUGCAAAGCAUAUCACUGUUCCGAUGUGCAUUUUGCCUAGCCAAGAUGAAGUUCCCAAAUUGAUGGAAGAGUUUAUCACCACUCUUCAUCGGCAUUCACCCAACAGCUAUAUGGAAACUUUUCCUGAUCAAGUCCAUGGCUGGAUGACUUCUAGGGCUGACUUCAAUGAUAUCCAUGCCUUUGAAGGAGAUUUACGUGGUUACCGCAUUUUCAGAACCUUUUUGGCCCAACACAUAUAA
Messenger RNA from Penicillium odoratum, 789 nucleotides. RefSeq lists its product as uncharacterized. Lineage: Eukaryota; Fungi; Ascomycota; Eurotiomycetes; Eurotiales; Aspergillaceae. Gene Ontology annotation, molecular function: hydrolase activity. Bases 1 to 789 code for a protein of 262 amino acids. The transcript is spliced from 4 exons. The record is from RefSeq and is a predicted model, not a curated record.